AUGUCUCGCCAUAAGCGGCUUUCUGUCCGAAAACCUGAAGCGACAAGUUUAAGCCGAGCUACUAGUUUCAACAAGACCAAUGUAGGGGACUUUUUCAACAAUCUUGCCAGUGUCAUGGAGCGGUACAAAUUUGAGCCAGGGUGUAUCUACAAUUGCGACGAGACCGGACUCACCACAGUCCAAACUCCACCUAAUGUAAUUGCAGAAAGAAAUGCUAAACAAGUCGGCCAGGUGACUUCUGCCGAACGUGGUGCGCUUGUCACCAUGCUGGGCACAGUCAGCGCUAUUGGAAACACAAUUCCACCCUUUCUUGUUUUUCCGCGCGUCCAUUUCAAAGAGCAUAUGAUCAAUAACGCACCUUCGGGGACAAAGGGUGUAGCCUUCCAAAGCGGAUGGAUGACAACUUCCAACUUCGAAGUCUGGCUGGAUCAUUUCAUCCUUCACAGUCAUUGUAGCCAGGAAAACAAAGUCCUGCUACUUCUGGACAACCAUGACAGUCACAUUUCGAUUACCAUCCUGGACAAAGCAAAGGACAAUGGAAUCGUUAUGCUGACAUUUCCACCCCACUGUAGCCAUAAACUACAGCCGCUUGACCGGACGGUUUACGGCCCCCUAAAAAAGUAUUUCAACUCCGCUUGCAACGGGUGCAAUCAUCCUGGACAACCAAUGACCAUUUACGAUAUAGCCGGUAUCUUGGGGGAGGCUUAUCCACAAGCUUUUUGUCCACGCAACAUCGUCUCUGGUUUCCAGGUAACGGGUAUUUGCCCAUUCAACAGGGACAUCUUCAAGGAAGACGAGUUUCUCUCCGGAUUUGUCACUGACAAGCCCAACACUACAGAGACAGAGGAACUGCUCGCAGAUGCCACAGACCCUGGCCCAAGUACAGGCACUCCUGAACAUCAUUUGACCACUGAGAUUGCAAGAAAUGCAGCUAGUGAAGAGGACUCGGGAAAUUCGCAACACUUUUCACCGGAACAGGUGCGGCCAUUCCCAAAAGCUGGACCAAGAAAACAGACACGAGGGGGUAGGAAAAAGGGCAAAACAUCCAUUCUUACUGACACUCCUGUCAAACAACAAAUAGAGUUAGAUUUUCAACAGAGGCAAUUAAGGGUAAGUGGGAGGUCAUACAAACAUGGAGCCCAGAAACGUAAUGACAGGGAAGUAACCCCAGAGAGUGAUGAUAGUUCUUCCUCAGAGGACACAUCCGAUGUUGUCUCUGAUAGCUCUGAGGGUGAACCUUCGCUUAAACCAGAGGAUCUUAAAACUGGAGAUUUUGUUGUGGUUAAAUAUGUGUCAAAGAGAGUAGUUCAACACUAUGUAGGGAGAAUCACACAGGAGGCAGACAGGUUCCAUAUGCUGGAGGUAAGAUUUCUUGUCAGACAACCGUCCAAAAAACAGCAGGAUGUAUUCUCUUUCCCUGAAAUCGAUGACACUGAUGACAUCGACAUCGAUGAUAUCGUCCAAAAGCUGCCAGAGCCUUCCGCUGUCGGAGCCACAAAACGCACAAACGGCCUACUGUUCUUCCGUGAUGUUGACCUCAGUCGGUAUUACAGGUUGCAGUAGCUGACCUCGGGCGUGACGUCACUUUUCUCCGAAAGUCAUUGUGGUCUCAGAAGACCAGGAAACACUUGCCAGGGCAGAUGUUUCUGACCAGCUGUUUAUUGACAUUGACAGUUAGUUUCCUGUUCACAUAAGUCCUGUGUAAAGUUUUCGUGACGGAUUAUCCAAAGACAACUCAAGGCUGUUUGUAAGUUUCUUGUUCACAGAUGGUUGAUACUGAAUGGAUACAAUGUUACGGGUCCACGUCAUUGUAAUAAAACCACUGUUUAAAACAAGAUUUGUCUAAGGAUUUUGUUGCUCUUUGAAGUGCGUCCCAUUGUGCCCCAUGGUGUGUCCCAAACCACCCCAUGACUGGGGUGCCUUGGGACACAAUUUUUUAAAAACUUAAAUCAACUGAGGAUGAGCAGAACAUAAGCUAUCAACAAAAGACGAGAUUCUUUAAUUAGCCUUACUAGUUUUUCAUUCUAUCAGCUAAUAAUUUUAGUGGGGUCUGGAAUAAUUUGUCACAAAUUUUGAUUUAUGUGUAAAACGUCCCAAUGCGCCCCGGUC
Messenger RNA from Liolophura sinensis, 2109 nucleotides. RefSeq lists its product as uncharacterized. Gene Ontology annotation, molecular function: DNA binding. The record is from RefSeq and is a predicted model, not a curated record. NCBI's taxonomy places the organism in Eukaryota, Metazoa, Mollusca, Polyplacophora, Chitonida, Chitonidae. The transcript is spliced from 2 exons. Gene Ontology annotation, cellular component: nucleus. Bases 1 to 1563 code for a protein of 520 amino acids.